This is a messenger RNA of Polychytrium aggregatum, 827 nucleotides long. Its product is annotated as histone H3. Gene Ontology annotation, molecular function: protein heterodimerization activity; DNA binding; structural constituent of chromatin. NCBI's taxonomy places the organism in Eukaryota, Fungi, Chytridiomycota, Chytridiomycetes, Polychytriales. Gene Ontology annotation, cellular component: nucleosome. The transcript is spliced from 4 exons. The record is from RefSeq and is a predicted model, not a curated record. Bases 1 to 489 code for a protein of 162 amino acids.
AUGGCAUCAACUCCACGCAACCGAAAGUCGACCGGAUCCAAGGUGCUGCCUCGGACUCCUGCACUGCAGACGCCGCCGAGAAAGCAAAUGGCCAGAAGCUCGACCUUGGGACGGCUUCACCCCCCUCCUCCGAAACCUGUUACUCCUGCGGUGACCAAGCGCCGCUUCCGGCCGGGGACGGUGGCGCUCCGAGAAAUCCGGCAUUACCAAAAAACCACUGAUCUUCUCAUCCGAAAGCUUCCGUUCGCUCGUCUGGUGCGCGAGCUGGCGCUGCAGCAUAUGUCGGAGCUCAUGGGAGAGCGCAGCGAAGGUAUUCUGCGAUGGCAAGCCACAGCCAUCAUGGCGCUCCAGGAGGCUACGGAGGCAUUUUUGGUGCACCUUUUUGAAGAUGCGAACCUUUGCGCGAUCCAUGCUAAGCGCGUGACGCUCAUGACGAAGGAUAUCCAGCUGGCUCGACGCAUCCGUGGUCCUUGGGGCGGUUUGAUGUGAGCAACGGCCCACCUUCGACGGAUGGGCUCGUGCGAUGUGCGAUCAACCUCCGUUCCGGCCUGUAUUCCAUGCGGCGAUGCGUCUGGUCGUCGCCAGAUGCCAUCAUGCUCGCUCGGAUUGCCAUCACCUCCUCCCAGCUCAGCAUCCGUUGGCCAGAGGACAUUGUUUGCCCGACACCAAUUAUCCGAUGAGCGGAUGGAACUCGGCCUGACUUUCCACAUGUCUCGUGCACCCGACCUUCCUGCGACUGCUGUGUCUUGCCGAUCUUUUGUAUCUUUCUUUGCUUGGUUUUUGUUUUGCUGCGCCGUACCAUGCCUUAUCUAGAAGAAAUGGUACAU